AUGACGGGCGUCCCUCGGCAGGCGCUGGACGUCACGCAGCAGCUGGACGCCGGGGUGCGGUACCUGGACCUGCGCAUCGCGCACAUGCUGGAGGGCUCGGAGAAGAACCUGCACUUCGUACACAUGGUGUACACGACGGCGCUGGUGGAGGACACCCUCACGGAGAUCUCCGAGUGGCUGGAGCAGCACCCCCGGGAGGUGGUCAUCCUGGCCUGCAGGAACUUCGAGGGGAUGACGGAGGACCUGCAUGAGUACCUGGUGGCCUGCAUCAAGAACAUCUUUGGGGACAUGCUGUGCCCCCGAGGGGAGCUGCCCACGCUGCGGCAGCUGUGGGCGCGGGGCCAGCAGGUCCUGCUCUCCUACGAGGACGAGGCCUCGGUGCGGCGGCACCCGGAGCUGUGGCCGGGAGUCCCCUACUGGUGGGGCAACAAGGUCAAGUCGGAGGCCCUGAUCCGCUACCUGGAGGACAUGAAGCGCUGCGGCCGCCCGGGGGGCCUGUUCGUGGCCGGCACCAACCUCACCGAGGACCUGGAGUACGUGCUGGCGCACCCGGCCGGGUCCCUGAAGGAGGUGACCCUGUCCAGCCUGCCCGCGCUCGGCGCCUGGGUCCGCGAGCAGUGCCCGGGGCCCGGCGCCCGCUGCACCAACAUCAUCGCCGGCGACUUCGUGGGCGCCGACAGCUUCGUCGGCGACGUCAUCGGGCUCAACCAGAAGCUGCUGUGGGGCUGACGGUCCCCUGCGGUCAGCCGGCGGCAGCCCGGGGGCAGCCCUGGCCCCGGCUGGGCGGGCGCUGCUCCAGAUCCCGCGAGAAGACGUCCUCCGAGCUCCAGAUCCCGCGAGAAGACCUCCAUCCAAGGGAUGUGCCUGUGGUCAGGGAUGACCACGGGGUGGGUCCAGCGGGUGUGUCCCGGGCAGUCCCGACCUCGGGGUGGGUCCAACGGAAGUGCCCUGGUCAGCCAUGGAUGUGCUCAUGGGCAUGGCCAUCAUGAUGGGUCCAGCAGAUUUGUCUGUGGUCAACGAUGACAAUUGGGAUGGGUCCAGCGGGUGUGCCCUGGUCAGCCGCGACCAAGGGAUGGCUCCAACGAAUGUGCUGUGGUCAACCAUGACUGUUGGGAUAGGCCAGUGGGCACACCCUGGUCAGCCAUGACCAUGGGGAUGUGUCCAGCGGUGUGCCCUGGUCAGCCAUGACCAUGGGGAUGUGUCCAGCGGUGUGCCCUGGUCACCGAGGCCUACUCAACCCAGCGGGAAGCAUGGCCUGUGCAGGGUGGGGAUGCUAGCAGAGGGGUCAGGGCCUCCUCACCCUGUGCUUUAGAAAGUCCCCGCUUCCAAGAGUGUCACGUCCCCUGGACGGAUGGGGUGGGGACCUGUGCAGAGACCCUCUUGCAGUAGUCAACACAUGGCCUGGCUGUCAGCUCACUCUGACGCCGCCCUUUCCCCGGGCAGCAGGCUCCUGGGGACCCUGGUCCAUCUUGCUUUGGCCAGCUGUUAGUGGAGGGCCUGAGGGGUGGCCAGUGGGCGGUCCUGCGUCUGCUGGCCCCACAGUGUCACGGGCGGUCUGGUCUGUGUUCUAGUCUCUGCAUCCUGGAGCUUGGGCACCUGGCCUUGCAGCCCGGGGUGGGGGGGGACUGUCCCCAGAGGUCAGAGGCUCCUGAGACCCCGCCCCUUGCAGGCGGGCUUCUCCAGGGCCAGCGUUUCCUAGACCCUCCUGGUGGGCACCCGCUGCUGGAGGCCCUGGGCACUGAAGGAGCCCACCCCGGGCUGUUUCCCAGCCUCCUGCCCACUGGGCAGGCCCGGGCAAGGCUGGGGGGCUCCCUGGGCGCUGGCCCUGCAGGCGCCCGUGACUGGGUCAAUCUGGACCUCCCACAGCUGCUGUGGCUGGGGUGCCACCUCCCGGUCCCAGGUCCCUUUAAACCCCGCAGGUGGCCGAGAGGCCUGGUCCUGCAGCCUGCCGCAGCCCUGCAGAGCCGGUGUUCCCUGGUCAUCUCAAUGCCCACGACGUGUCACGGCACCCGUUACGGGCCGUCCUGCCGUCACAGAAGGGCGCAGACCUGGGUGUUCAGGACCGUCUGGAAAUGGCGCCCUGGUCCGCGAAGCCUGUUGCACUUGGGACCCACAGGGUGGUUUCAGAGGAAACUGCUCGGGCUUUGUGGUCAACUGUCAUGGCACUGCCGAGACGCGGCACAGCAGGACCAGCUCUGGGCACAUCCCAGCACUGCCUGGCCCCUCCCCACCACCAAGCACCCUGGGGACAGCCCUUGGAUGCUCAGGUCACAAGGGCGUCAUUUCCUGUCUUAGGAGCCACCAUUCAGGGUUAGUCCACCCUUGAGGACAAUUAAAAGGAACCAAGCCAAA
Molecule: messenger RNA, 2352 nt
Organism: Marmota flaviventris (yellow-bellied marmot)
Lineage: Eukaryota; Metazoa; Chordata; Mammalia; Rodentia; Sciuridae
Source: RefSeq, a predicted model, not a curated record